Molecule: messenger RNA, 582 nt
Organism: Trypanosoma conorhini
Lineage: Eukaryota; Euglenozoa; Kinetoplastea; Trypanosomatida; Trypanosomatidae
Product: tryparedoxin
Exons: 1
Coding region: 1-582 (193 amino acids)
Source: RefSeq, a predicted model, not a curated record
AUGCUCUCACUUAUAAUGGGAGUAGACUCCUUGGAGCUCCUGCGCCAGGAUGGCAGCACAGUGGACGCCGCCACUGCCCUCAAAGGGAAGAAGUAUUUGCUGCUAUACUUCUCCGCCAGUUGGUGCCCUCCGUGCCGACUGUUUACCCGACAGCUGGCGGAGUUUUACGAGUCAUUUCAUGAGAGUCACGGUUUCGAGGUCAUCUUUCUUUCACGCGACCGUGGCGAGGGCCCCAUGCGGGCGUACUUCUACAACCAAAAGUACAGUCGCCUGGCGCUUCGUGGCGGGGAGGGUUCGCACGGUGACUGGCUCGCGGUACCGUAUGCGCGGGCAAAUGCGAUUGGGCCGGCACUGAUGCAGAGGUAUGCGGUCCAGGGCAUCCCGACGUUGCUCCUGUUUGACCUGGAGACCGCUGAGCUCUUGACACGGAACGCACGCAACUUAGUGGCGCGUAACUUGGAUACAGCCGAGGGGUUUCCAUGGGCUGGCGAUGCAGACACGGAGCUCAUGAAGGGGCUUUCUUGGUAUCAGUUAAUUCUGAUGUUCAUUAUGCUGAUGGUGCUGUAUUACCUGUCGCGGUGA